AUGAGCUUGGCAAGAAGACGAAAUCGUUACAGCUAUUUGAUAAAACUAUCUGGAGCUUGUAGUUUAGCAUCAGCGCUUACUUGUGCCUUGGUUACUGUGACAACAACUGUCAUCCAUAUGAGUCGAUUACAAGCUUUGCGUGAAUGUCAAUACACACAAAAGACAAGAACUUGUACGUGUUCAUCUGCACUCUCGGAAAUGUCAGGCGACGAUAUGGAUGAUGGUGUUGGCGUACGAUUUGUGUUUGAUGCAACAGCUGAUUGCAGUGUGGUACAUGGCGCUCUUUAUUCUUGUUUGCGAGCAGUAUUUGGACUUUCUGUUGCUGGUGUUUUUGUAGCUGUUUUCAGCUGCAUGCUUGUCUACCAGUUAUUGAGUCAUGAAAGGAAAAAAAUGUAUUGGGAACAGUUAGAACUACGCUGCCGAUCAUUGUAUUCUGGAGCUCCACCAAUGCCACCACCAGGGCCUGCGAUAAUUGGAACACCUCGUGGUGCUACUUGUCGUUGCUGUGAACAAUGUCAUGCACAUCGUGGGGCAAUACCUUCUUCAUUUCCAUGGGAUGGUGAUAGCCGCUUUUGGGCAGGUCAAGGUGGAAAUUUUUACUCGCCCAACCCUGGCGGUGAUGAAGGGAACAGAAUGGGCACAUCAAGAAGCGGCCAAAGGAAUCGUUCUUGGAAUUGGCCAAGAAUGCCUUGGCAGCGACACGAACCAUCACCAACAACAACACAAACACAACCUCCGCCAUCACAAAGGUUUCGCGGGCCAAUUUCAAGCUCCGAUUCUCAAUAUGGAUUUUCUAAUGGGACAACAAACAUAGCUGAUGCUUCUUCGUCAUCACCGCAACAUGGCUACAGUGUGAUAGGUGGACCUUAUGGAGUUUGGGGCCCUCCACCUCCUUAUUCCGAUCCUAACAGUCCUGCAAGACGUGGUGGACGUUAUCAAUAUGUUCAUCCCAAUCCAUGUCAUCCAAUGCUCGACCAACACAUUCCACCCAACCAACCACCGAUUCUUGAAUGUCAUCAACAUAAUUUGUCAACAACUGAAAGUCACUCUGAACAAUUUUGUCCACAAAGUUCGGGUCAUCAACAAGCACGAAAUCUCAUUAAAAGACAAGCACAAUUUAAGUCGAAGGAGAACUACGAGAAUGCACCAUCGGAUAGUGAUGGGGGACGAUUUUCAAAUACACUCCCAGUUCGUAAGACAAAGAAACGUGUUGAUGUUGCUACUAAUAAGAGUAUUGGUUCAAAUCAACCACAACAAAGAGUAAAUGUUCAGAAUGUUUUCAAUAACUUGCAGACAGAGUCGAAUAAUCAGUCGGAAGCUUCGGAAAAUGAAUACAAUGAACCAACAGAUCCAAGUACUGAACCUACGUCAGCCAAUCCCACGCCUCAACACGCAAGAAAUCGAAGAAUCAAAUUGGGCAUUGAAAAUACUGGCUUUCAGCCGAUUGAAAAUGCCGAUCGUGUGGAGUUGAUUAACGGAAAUGCUGAGUCUGAAGUUUAUUUUGCAGAUGUAAGCAGCUGUUGCAAUAUUUCCGUGAAAAACGACAAUUAUUAUGAAGAUGCAAAUCAGCGGCUAACGAAAGAAGGGAAAACCGAUGCGGAUGAUUAUUUGUCGCAAAGAUUCGGAAAGAAAGAAUCAUCGAUAAGAAGUCGACUUCCGUUUCCUCAGAAUAUUUCGGAAGACUUUCAAGAAAAGUCUUCAAAGUCUAUCGUGCCUGCUCCGAGAACAUCAAUGAUUUCAAAAGAGAUUUCUCGACAAAGCAUGUGUUCGAUUGAUUCGGGAGAAAAAACUGACUUCACUGACCUUUCACCUGCCACUCCAACAGUGAACUUUCAACCAUAUCCAAGCAAAGCAAUCGAUAACUACAAUCACCAGCAAGAUAAUUUUGUGGCUACAUUUCCUUACAAUGAGACAAGCCAAGAAGCUCAUCGAAGGGCAACAAAGAAUCUUCAUGACAUCUUCAUAUCUAACGAUGCUCAAUACGAAACAAUCAAAGAUUCAAAUCAAUUUGAAACGACGCCUUUGACGUUGAAUUACGAACUCAAUCAUGACAUUUCAUCGUCAUCAAUAUCUUCAAGUAGCUACAGCAACAAUAAAUCAUCACCCAUCCACUACUCUAACAAUGGUACGCCUACAAAUAACAAAACAAAAAACGUCAAUGCGUCACCCUCGAAACGACAAAAUCUCGGCACAAACAUCAGUGCAAUUAUUCAAAAUCUUAGCUCUGAUCUCUAUCCAGAGAGUAAUAGUAAUACACAGAGUCCCCAACAUAAGUAUAAACAAGACUGUAAUAAUGAUGUAAUUAAUAGUAAUAUAGUG
Molecule: messenger RNA, 2319 nt
Organism: Clunio marinus
Lineage: Eukaryota; Metazoa; Arthropoda; Insecta; Diptera; Chironomidae
Source: the annotation of a GenBank genome assembly